Messenger RNA from Vitrella brassicaformis, 2208 nucleotides. Lineage: Eukaryota; Vitrellaceae. The record is from the annotation of a GenBank genome assembly.
GAGCAUUUCGCUUCCACAAGCACAGUGAGGAACAAAACAAACGAGAACAUCGAGCAUUCGUGACCUCCCGGGGAGUCUGAUUCCCACCAGGAUGAUUCACGUGAUGGUCCGUAUGAGGACGAAUGAGCCAAUGAGCCAAUGAACGACCCGUGAUGGGAGCAUCACUGUGUUGGGUUGGCAUCUCUCUGUGUUCUCAGUUGGUGUUUGGGUUGUGGCGGCCGUCGAGUAUGACUGACCAACCAGGUGCGCCAGCAGCGUUGCAAGGAAGAGGCAUGCAAGUGACUGUGGGUGUGUCUGUGUCUGUGCCUACGUGCGUGCAGUGGUGUGACUCAUUGUGAUGGCCCAAUCGUCGUCUGCCGCAUCGCAAGCAGGAUCUCCUGCUGUGCCGCCCGGCUGCAAGGGGCUGGAUGACGUCGACAUCGUCCCUGAUGAGGGCGUCAGUGCUCUCAGUCGGCAGCUGCUGGAGGGCUGCAUUCGGCGCACCGCCCAAGUCACACAACUGAUACGUCAAGGAGCCGACCCGAGAGCCAUCGGCCGCCUGCGCGUCCGCGGGAUUACAGUCAUCUCGUACUGUCCACACAGAUGUCUGUCUUUCGCCAUCGACAGCCCAACAAACACACCAUUCCUCUGUGCGCGCGACGCUCAUUACGCCGAUGUGCCCGUGGUCCUGCCGCAGUGGUCUUCCCGUCAGCUGCAGUCUGACAUUAUCAAUGCACUCAUCGACGGCGGGGCGGAGAUCAAUGCGGGUGGAGGCGGAGGGUCUAGCACGCCCAGGCCCAUCGAGGUCGCCAUUCGUGCGGGCAAUCUGACGGCUGUGGAGGCCCUCCUGGAGCGACAGGCCAACGUGCGUGGAUUUAGGGUGAUGCAGCUUCCGUAUCUCCCUGAUGAUGCCCCUCCCGCCACUCGUGAGUACGAGGAUGCUCUCAUGUCAAUCUACAACCGACUUGCCCAACACGACAGCACACUCGCAACCGAACAGACCCCUCAUGGAGAGAAUCUGGUCCAUUUGGCAGCCACGGCCCCCCUCAUCUUCUCCCAGCUGUUCAUCGACCAGUACCUUACCCUCAUCACCAGCCACGGAGCCGACAUGACGGCACGUAUGACGGCAACAUACAAGAGGGGCCACACGCCACUGCACGAGGCGGCAAGAGCUGGUUCCGACUGUGUGGCUCAUUGGCUGUGCCGCCAGCUCACAGCCGACGACAUCAACAGAGGCAGGCCGAAUCAGCCCAACCUCACACCCCUCACCAUCGCUGUCGAGGAGCUCCACGCGACACCCCUCGACAUCCAUCUGCAGCGGGAACAUGCAGAUUGGGAGGGGCACUCAAGACGGAUCCGCCAGUUCAAGACCGUCAUCCGUGUGCUGCGGGGCGGGGCGGGGCGGCCCAGUCCAUCGCCCGCAUGCCCACCGCCACCGAGAGGCAGCGCCGUUAUCGCCAGUUGGUGGUGACCGAGUACGUGACCGAGUAUGCCACCGUGCUGACUGAGCUGUCCGAGGUCGUCAUGUCGGCCAUCAACGGCGCCCUCGCCCCCCAGCGCGACCACUCGAUGCUUCUCGCCCGUCUGCUGCCCCUCGCCCCCCACCACGACGGCGCCCACCCCCACCCCUCCCCAUCCAACAUGGCAUUCGGCCCACACGAGGCUGAGGCCAUCGCAUGGAAGAUCGGCGCCUUCCUGCACGAGCCCCCCGCUGCUGUGGCCGCCAUCGACCAGUACCUCAUCGGCGAGUCGCUGCUGAGGCGCCGCGUGGGUGCGGCCGUCGGCCACUUCGUCAAGUCGGCGGCCACACAGACGAGCAGCAACAGGGAGGUGGUGGGCGGGACGCGAUACCAGCAGCAGGGCGACAAGCGCGUCAAAGUGACCGUGCCGCCGCUGCAGUGCUUCGCCGUUCGUGGCAGUGGCGGGCAGGUGGUGCUGACGGGUGUGCGUGAGGUGGUGCACCGGGCCCGGCUGGACGAGGCGGCCAGCUGUGGUGUUACGGGGGUGGUUAAGGGCUUCAAUGAGCAUCUGGGCGAUCAGGACUGCCAGUUCGAGUGGGGCCAGCUGGGGCGUCUGUCGGGGAAUGGCCUGUUUAUGUCGCUGGGCAUCAACUGAGUGGGAGGGAGAGGGCAGUAAGGGGUGAAAUGGCUGUAUCUUUGACUCUUUCUUGCUGCAAUUCAAGGACGGUUCUGUUUGCGAGUUUUGAUGUGCUUCAUGCGAGCUGGCCGG